GAUGGUCCUGAGUCCUGCGACUCCUCCUCCUCUUCCCCGGCCCAGGACGGCGGGCCACCCUCCCGCCUCGCAUGGAGCCUGGGAAGGAACCGGGCGCCCCUCGGGACGCCAGCGGAAGUGGCUUCCCCUCGCCCGCUCCUCGGGGCGGCUAGAAGCCCGAAAAAGAGGCCUGGCCGACCCUCCAGGCUGGGCGGGCUCCGCGCUGAGUCCGACGGGGCGGCCCUCCUCUCUCCUCUCCGCCUCCCCCGAGUCGCGGCCGCCGGAGCAGCUCAGGGCUCGGCAGGCAUCCGAGGAAUUCGCUCCCGCCGAGCGCGGCGCAGGGUCCGGGCGAGGCGGGGCGACGGGGCCGGAGGAAGAAGGGGGAGGACGCCGCCGCCCCGUCGAGUGAUGGCCCAGCCUCUGCUGCGGAAAACUUUCUCCCGCCUGCGGGGCAAGGAGCGCCUGGGGCGCAAAAAGGCGGCGCAGCGCAAAGAGCCAGGUAACGGCGCCCAGGGGGGAGACGGGGGUGGGGUGGGGGGGUGCGCCCCCGCCAGGGAGCCCACCCCACCCUGCGCGGGCGAGAGGCGGGGGGUCCGCUGGAGGGCUGGGGCCAGAAGGCAUCUCCGGCAUUUCCUCUGCCGUUGCUGCUAAAAUAGGCAAAAGGAAGCGAGGGGAAGGAGCGGCCAAGGAUGGAUGGAUGGGCGGCGGAUCCCGUUUUUCCUUGGAGGGGGCUCUUUCCUCUCCAGGUGGAGGGACACUUCUGCCGGGAUCUCCCCCACCUACCCAAAAAACAGGUCACAGAUCCCUCCAGCUCCCACCUUGACAGGCCCUGGUCAGAGUCCCCCCCCCCCCGCCACAAUCUCACCCGCCAACUUCUCAGUCGCCUGUUUGGGCUCAGCAGUGCCAGAGCCAGCCCAAGGCAUUUUGCCGCCUGAGGCUAAGGGCAAGGUGGUCCCCAGGAGAGGGUGCCAGGAAACCAGGAAUUAUGUUCACAUGUGGUGGGGGUGUAAAUAUAUAUAAAUUGGCAAAGGGUGUUUAAGGAGGUAACAGAAAUCGCUGGGUUAAAGCUGACCAAAAGUCCAGAGGUAGCAUUAUUUUCAAUUUACGAUGGGGUGGAAGGUUAUGAAGGAUUUGCUGGCAAAUUUAUUGACAGCUGCAGGAGUUCUUCUAGCUAGGAAGGGCAAGGUGAAUAGUAUAAAGAGGUGUGGGAUAUAGCUAUUAAUGAUAAAUUAAGCUGUGCUAUUAAGGUAAGACGGGGAAUAUGCCGGAGAAAUGAUUUUGAGGAAGGUGUUUGUAGAAUUUGUACUGUUAAAACGGAAAGGGGCCAAACCAUCGCAAGAGGUGUUGAAAUUUUGGGAGGUUGGAUAGUUACCAUGGAAUGGUCUUGGGGGUGGGGUGCACAUUCUUAUUCUUAUUUAUUUAUGAUUAUUACUUUGUCUAUCAGGGAUGCGGGUGGCGCUGUGGGUUAAACCACAGAGCCUAGGAGUUGCCAAUCAGAAGGUUGGUGGUUCGAAUCCCCGCGACGGGGUGAGCUCCUGUUGCUCGGUCCCUGCUCCUGCCAACCUAGCAGUUCGAAAGCACAUCACAGUGCAAGUAGAUAAAUAGGUACCGCUCCGGCGGGAAGGUAAACGGCGUUUCCGUGCGCUGCUCUGGUUCGCCAGAAGCGGCUUAGUCAUGCUGGCCACAUGACCCGGAAGCCAAUAAAGUGAGAUGAGCGCUGCAACCCCAGAGUCAGUCACGACUGGACCUAAUGGUCAGGGGUCCCUUUACCUUUACUUUAUUACUUUGUCAAAAUAAAAAUAAAAUUAUAUGGGGAAAAAGGAUGGUCCCCUCCUUGCUUCCAUGUUCUGAAGGUGACUGGAAGGUGACUGGGCUGAUUCCAUCUUCAGCACAGGCAACAGGACCCUGGCACACCCCUGAGGGCUGCUGGCUGGUUUAGUGGGUGCAGGACAGGCUGCCUGGCACACCCGCUUGUGUGCCCUCCAGCAGAAGAAGCAGAGCUGCCCCUCAACAACUGCUGCCUGAGGUGCUUGGCUCCCUCUACCCAGUGGUCCUGCUGGCCUUGAGUAGCACAUUCCAUGAGCAAAGUGGAGGGGCUGGCCCAAGGUGGCAGCUAGAGGGCAGGAGUUGGGGAGGCAGAAAACGGGCAGGCGGGCAAGUCAGGCAAGUUCCAGGCAGCCUGGGGGAUACAAGAAGUGCUUUGUCCCUGAAGUAUCGUGUCUUUAGCCCAAGGACAGAGUUGUGCAGCCCCAAUCCAGGUGAGCAUGUGGCAGACAGGGAGUGGAUGGUGCAUGCAACUGCUGGUCACCUGAUGGACGCAAGAGCACCACAUGAUGCCAAUCUAGUGUAGAUGCCAUGGUGUAGUUUUGUCACCACAAAUGUGUUUUUUCCCCACACACUCACUGUUUUUGUGGCUGCCUGGCAAAAGCAUAAUCCUGCACAUCGCAGUCAAUGCGCCCACGGCUGUGUGAAUUGUACCAUUCAGGUAUUCAAGCCCCGGAGAUGUCAGCUGCUGUUUCUUUUAAUUGGCUUUCUAGGCAAACCAUACAACUGAGAACAACCUUCAUUCAGUAUCCCUACAACAUUCAGUCCCACAGGCUCAAAAUUCUGGGAGAUCUGAGUUCACCUCGUUUCUUUCUGGAAAAGCUGGUGGGGGAAGUCACACUUUCUCAGCCUCAGUUCUCCUCCUGUAAAAUGAGAACAACAAUCAAACUUGCAGGGCUGAGGUGCAAAGGCAUUUUCAGCGGUGGUACUCUGCUUGCAGAGCUUGCUUGGUCCUGGGUCUGCUAGCCUUUCAGUGCCAGGCAAAGAUCUUACCCAGGCACUGGGAAUCUCUUUCUGAAGUUCUUGUAAUAGUUGCCAAUUUCUCCCCCUUUAAGUUAAUUGCUGUUUCUAACUUUGUACUGUAGUUUUAUGUUUUUAUUAUUUUAUUUUAUAACUGUAAACCUCCCUGAAAAUUCUAAUGGAACUAAGGGGCUGGAUAAUAACUGUUUUUUUAAAAAACCACACACCCUAAAAUAACUAUUUUUUAAUUUUUUUAAAAAAGGUAGGUUUCCUGGAAUCUUUCCCUUGGGUUGUUGAUUAUGUGCCAUAGUAUAGUGCCUCCUUCUUACUCCCAGUUGUGCAUCUGACUGUGUCUUUCAGGGGCAGGUAAAAACUCUGGGGAAACAAAAAUAAGUAUUCAGAUAUAAGGUUAUUUGAAAUGAAAUAAGGUUCUCUAAUGCAUCUCCUGGGAACAACGCAUCCCAAAGCAGCACCUGGGUAGCUCAUUUGGUCAGAACACAAUGCUAAUAACGCCAAGGUUGCAGGUUCGAUCCCUGUGUGGGACAGCUUCAUAUUCCUGGAUUGCAGGGGUUGGACGAGGUGAGCCUCAGAGUCCCUUCUAACUCUAUGAGUCUUGUGUUCUAUGAUCAUUUGCUGCUCCUUCCACGUCCCCCUUUGCUCCCCAGCUGCCUUCUCUGUGGCUUGUAUGUUCGUUCUUGGGCUGCUCCCUGAUCAAUGGAGCUCUUCGUGUGCCGAGUUACUCGUGGACCUACAAAGGGAGCUCUGUGUCUUGGCCGGGGAGGGGACUGCGCAGUAAACAACAGGAAAUCCAACUUGGCACCGGGUCUGAGCAGCUGGGAGAUGGGAGGGACCUCCUGGCCUCAGCUGCAUUGCAGGCCUUGCCUGCAUGUCUUCAGGCCAAGCCCGGGUAGGAGUGGGCUUGAACCCCUCCAGGACCCUUUCCCCCAUCACCUUUCCUCUGCCCCCCCCAAUUGGUCCUCACCCAAGGCUCCUGUGGGUUGCUUCUAUUCAGAGCAUGGAUGCAGUACUCCAAAAUCUGCUUGUGCCUGCUGAUUUCUUCUGCUGGGGGCUCCUUUGCUGUCUGGAUGGUUUCAGAAGUUUUCUCCAGAGUUUAAACAGAAGCACUCAAGGCUCAGUGAGCUCAUCCCUAGGAACAUUCGUGCAUAUUAGCCAGAUUGCCUCAGCAGCCCUGAAUCCCUUAAUAGUAUCAGUCUGUGGAGAAAGGCUGAGUGCUGGAAGGGAACAGAGUACAGUGGUACCUUGGUUCUCAAACUUAAUCUGUUCCGGAAGGCCGUUCCAAAACCAAAGUGCUCCAAAACCAAGGCACGCUUUCCCAUAGAAAGUCAUGCAAAACCGAUUAAUCCGUUCCGGACUUUUAAAAACUACCCCCAAAACAGCAAUUUAACAUGAACUUUACUAUCUAACGAGACCAUUGAUCCAUAAAAUGAAAGCAAUAAUCAAUGUACUGUACUAUAAAAUAAAUAAGGCAGUAUUGUAGAUGAUUAAAAUUUUAAAAAAUUCUUACCUGCACUGAUGAUAGUCAUUGUUUGGAUGGGGGGCUUUUAUCCAUUUCCGCAGUCACACAAUCUAUCAAUCAGCAGCUGAACUGGGUUCCACACAAUCACAAAAACAAAUUAACCAAAAAAGCCUCAAAAACAAAAACGCAGAAUAAAUAGCAAAAGCACCAAACUUAAUCCAUUCUGGAAGUCUGUUUGACUUCUGAAAUGUUUGAAAACCAAGGCACAGCUUCUGAUUGGUGCAGGAACCCCGGAAACAAUAGCCGACAGUCACAUCAGACGUUCGGCUUCCGAAAAACGUUCAAAAACCAAGUUUGGGAACCAAGGCGUUUGAGUACCAAGAUGUUUGAGAACCAAGGCACCACUGUAGUGGACUUUGAAGAGAGACCCAGAGUUCAGUUGGCACAACCCUUUCUUGUUGGGUAGCUCCAAUGUGAGGCUGUUUUCAAGCCUAAUUCCUAUGUGUCUGUGUGCGCGGAGGGUUUCACAGUACAUGGGGAGAGGUUGACCCUCCCCACAUCUGCUUCAGCACCCUGAAAAUGCCUCCAUGUGGCUUCAAAACAGUCUGCCCUAUGUCUGCAUGGGGGGUAGCCUGAAAAGGGGAGAUGAGGAGACCCCGUCUGUUGCACCUGGUCCACGGGCCAGCUGUUCUGCUCCAUCCCAAACAGGAUAGCUGGCACCUAAAGUUUCCCUGAGAGCUUCCUGUGCCAAGUCUCUGUUCCCUUCCAGUUGUGAACCGCCUUAUUGUUCAACAAGGCCUUGCCUAAUGUUUAAUGCAACAAUUUCAGUGUGCUUUGAACUCGACCGUUACAACCAGGCACAAACACAACAUGCUGGUUUCUGUUCCCCACAGAUUCUCCUUCCGAGGCUCCAUCAGCUUUGGAGUCCCCCACGGAGUGUGGGCUUCUCCCACCGGGUGAUGGACGCGCCAAAGGGGCCACCGUCACCGUGUCGAGGAAGCAAACCUGGGCCAAGUUUGCUUGGAGCAGCCAGGAAGACCCUCGCAGCAGGAAGCUGAGCUCUCCAAAUGCUGCACAGAUGCCUGCUGACCUCAGCGAAACGCUGUCCCCAGAGAGCCAUCCCCACAUUGGCUCAGCGGCAACUGGGCCCAAGGAAGCCGCUGAACCAUUGGUCGGCCCAGCAGAGACCCGCACCUCCAGCAUCGGCGCCAAGUGCAGCAGCCGGGGGGCUUACCUGCAGAGCCUGGAGAGAAGCAGCCGACACUGGGUGCUCUCCUCGGGGAAGACCCAGGGGGCAGAAGAGCCGGGGGCCGGGUCCAGUACGGAGCAGGAGCCCAGCCCUCUCUGCAGCAGUGAAGGGGAUAUCUGGUACAAUCCCAUUCCGGAAGAUGAGGACCUGCAGCUCCCCGACCGCGACAAGAGGUGGGGCAAUGGCGCUGAGAACAGGAGCAGGAAGGGGAAGCCAAGGGAGGCCAAGGCUGCGGGUGAAGGUCUCCACCUGGCUGACUUGCAGCAGGCAGGUGGCGAUGGUGUGCGGACUUCGCCCAGCCAUGCAAGGCCAGCAAAGCAAGCAGAGGAACCAAGCAGCAGCCACCAGUCCCGGGCCUUUGGUGAGAGAUCAUUUUUCUAAGGCAAUCCCCACGUUUUUACCAUAGGGGUGGGAGAGCUGUGGCCGGAUGUUGUCAGAUUCCAGCCCCUCGUCGAAGCCUGCAAGCAUUGGCUGAUGGUCAGGGAUGAUGGGAGUUGUAGUCUAGCAACCUGUGGAAGGGGACGCGGGUGGCGCUGUGGGUUAAACCACAGAGCCUAGGACUUGCCGAUCAGAAGGUCAGUGGUUCGAAUCCCCGCAACGGGGUGGAGCUCCCGUUCCUCGGUCCCUGCUCCUGCCAACCUAGCAGUUCAAAAGCACGCCAGUGCAAGUAGAUAAAUAGGUACCGCUCCGGCGGGAAGGUAAAUGGCGUUUCCGUGUGCUGCUCUGGUUCGCCAGAAGCGGCUUAUUCAUGCUGGCCACAUGACCCGGAAACUGUAUGCCUGCUCCCUCGGCCAAUAAAGCGAGAUGAGCGCCGCAACCCCAGAGUCGGUCAUGACUGGACCUAAUGGUCAGGGGUCCCUUUACCUUUACCUUUAACCUGUGGAAGACCACAGGUUCUCCCUUCCUGGUUUACAGCAUCACUUCUCCGUAUUUCCCCCUUUCCCCUGCUGCCUUACAGGUGCUUUACCAGGGUGGAUUUGAUUUAAAUCAAAUUGAUUUAAAUCACGAGUUAGUAAAGACUUUAUUAAUUUUUUAAUUUUUUUUUUUUUUUACAGAAAGAUUCAUUCUUGCUGGAAUAAUCUUAAUAUUUACAACCCAAUGCAGGUUUCAUUUUUGGAAUAAUCAAUUUUCAGAGUAGUUUUUACAUUUACAUCAAAAACUACUGAUUUGGUUAUACUAUUAGAAAUACAUAGGGAGAUAAUUAUGAAAUUAUUGUGAGGUUUAAUAAGCUAACGGUUUAUAUUUAGACAACUUUUCUGCUGCACUUUAUUGGAAGGAGAAAAACAAUCAUUUGGCACUGUGGUUUAAACCACUGAGCCUCUUGCCGAUCAGAAGGUUGGCGGUUUGAAUCUGCACAACAGGGUGAGCUCCCAUUGCUCUAUCCCAGCUUCUGCCAACCUAGCACUUUGAAAGCACGCCAGUGCAAGUAGAUAAAUAGGUACCACUGUGGCGGGAAGGUAAACAGUGUUUCCAUGCGCUCUGAUUUCCGUUACGGUGUUCCUUUGCACCAGAAGCGGUUUAGUCAUGCUGGCCACAUGAUCUGGAAAGCUGUCUGUAGACAAACGCUGGCUCCCUCAGCCUGCAAGCCGCAACCCCAUAGUCGCCUUUGACUGGACUUAACCAUCCAGGGGUCCUUUACCUUUUACGGUACCUUUUUUGUUAACUGAUGUGGUUAAACAAUUAUUUAAAAAAGAAACUCAGACUGAGUUUUAGCACACAUGAAAAAUUUAAAUCCUUAUUUCCUGAUGAAUAGCCUUUGGACUAUAAUGUAACUUAAACAGAAAACCAUCUUUAGAAAAUUUUUUCCUCCAAAAGCAUUUCAUUUUAAAAAUACUAUUUAAAUAAAAAAAAUCAUUUUUUUUUAAAAAAACCAUUGAUUUUUAUCCACCCUAUGCUUCACCCAUUGCCUCCCCCCCUCGCCCCAUGGCCUCCAAGCCCCAUUCUUAUGACAUUUCUCCUUUCUCAUCAUCAGGACCAAAUUAAUGACACAAAACCCCACAUAUCUUAAGUAUAAUAGAAACUUCGCCACCCACCCCCACCCAUCUCCCACCCCCUUUCCCCUUCUUCUUCCUAAUGUCUCAACAAAUGACACUGAUCUGUAAAAAAAAUGUUACUUGGAGAAAAAAAGAGAGAGAGAGAGAUUGCACAUACUUUUGUAAACUAAGAAAAUCUUUUAUAAAAAUACAUUAAAAAAUAAUAAUAUCAGGGCCAAAUUAACUGCUCCUCUGGCACAGCUGUCCCAGGGCAGCAAGCCAGGUCGCCUUGGGGCGUCAUGUGAGUUUCAUUCCUCUGACGUUGCGAGUAUCCCACAUCAGGGUUUUGACGUGGAACUGCUCUUGGAUAAUAAUAAUAAUAAUAAUAAUAAUGUGGUGUAGUGGUUAAGAGCGGUAGUCUCGUAAUCUGGGGAACCGGGUUCGCGUCUUCGCUCCUCCACAUGCAGCUGCUGGGUGACCUUGGGCCAGUCACACUUCUCUGAAGUCUCUCAGCCCCACUCACCUCACAGAGUGUUUGUUGUGGGGGAGGAAGGGAAAGGAGAUUGUUGGCCGCUUUGAGACUCCUGAAGGGGAGUGAAAGGCAGGAUAUCAAAUCCAAACUCUUCUUCUUAUUAUUAUUUAUACCCCGCCCAUCUGGCUGGGUUUCCCCAGCCACUCUGGGCGGCUUCCAACAGAACACUAAAAUACAAUAACCUAUUAAACAUUAAAAGCUUCCCUAAACAGGGCUGCCUUCAGAUGGUUGAACCACUUGCCCUGGUUUAACAGGAAGGCUUUGCUGCUCAGCCCUUGUGGCCCGUUCCCAGCCUUCCUUUUGGCUUGAUGUCUCAUUGCCAGGGAGCGGCCCUUCUGUCCUCAUCUUCCCCACAGUCCCAGCCUGGCAGCUGCCCGUUUGCAUCUUACAGCACCCAUUGCACUACAGGCCAACUCAGUCUAUUUUUUUUAAAAAAAAUAAUAUUUAUUACUUUUCCAACAAUUUAAACACAUAAAAAAAGAAAAAGAAAAAAGAACAAUACAAUACAGUACAAAAACACUACAUAACACAUUAAACUAACAAAACAAAACAAAAACAGUUUAAAAAAAAUCAAACAAUUUCAAUAUCUUAUCUUUCAUUCACUUAUUUCCGUGGCCUCCUCACACCUCCCUUUUUGUAUUCCACUUCUGUUGAUUGUUUCAGCAAUUCCUUUCCAUCUUCCUCUUCUUUCUAUCCUUUGAUUAUCUUAACAGAUUCUAGCCUUAUUUUUCCCUUUGAUACUCUAUUAAUCUAUUUAUACUUAAUUCCUUAUAACAUUUCUACUAAAGCCAUAUAACUUCAUUCCAACAUUUUUCUAACAUUCAUUAAUUUUACAAUAUUUCUGUAAAUAGUCUUUAAACUUUUUCCAGUAUUCUUCCACCGACUCUUCUCCCUGGUCUCGGAUUCUGCCAGUCAUUUCUGCCAAUUCCAUAUAGUCCAUCAACUUCAUCUGCCAUUCUUCCCGGGUGGGUAAAUCUUGUGUCUUCCAAUACAGGCCAACUCAGUCUAAAGCAGAUUUUAAUAGGCUGCUUUAUUGUCCGUUUAGAUCAGUGGCACACAGAGUGGCUGGCACUGCCUCCUGCGAGGAGGGGGGGUUAAUUGGGGGGCACUAAGACACAAGGGGAUUGCGGUGGGGGGGGGCACUGGAGGUGUAAAUGACUAUCAGACUUUGAAAAGCUGGUAUCACUGGGUCAGGUUCCUUCAGUUCUGCUGAAUUAAUUCGUUUUGAUCGUAUUUUGAACAAAUGUGCAAUUUGUUGUUGCUGUUGUAUUGUGUUGCUUUCUUGCAUAGUGGAUUGUGCAUGCAGACCUCUCUUCUGAAUAAUGCUUCUUGUGGGGUAGCAGAGGGGGCCCUGGGGACGAGUUUAUGGAACCAAGGGGGCGGUGGCUCAAAAAAGUUUGGGAGUCUCUGGUUUUACAGUGGUACCUUGGUUCUCAAACUUAAUCCAUUCCAGAAGUCCUUUCCAAAACCAAAGCGUUCCAAAACCAAGGCUCUCUUUUCCAUAGAAAGUCAUGCAAAAUGGAUUAAUCUGUUCCAGACUUUUAAAAACAACCCCUAAAACAGCAAUUUAACAUGAAUAUUACUAUCUAACAAGACCAUUGAUCCAUAAAAUGAAAGCAAUAAGCAUUGUACUGUACUAUAAAAGAAAUAAGACAGUAUUGUAGAUGAGAAAAAUUAAAAUUAUUUCCCCCCCUUACCUGCACUGAUGAUAGUCAUUGUUUGGAUGGGGGGCUUUUAUCCAUCUAUCUAUCUAUCUAUCUAUCUAUCUAUCUAUCUAUCUAUCUAUCUUCUAUCUGUAGCUGAACUCGAUUCCAUACAGUCACAAAAACAAAUUAACCAAAAAAGCCUCAAAAACAAAAAUGCAAAAUAAACAGCAAAAACGAAAGCGCCAAACUUAAUCCAUUUCAGAAGUCCGUUUGACUUCUGAAAUGUUUGAAAACCAAGGCGCAGCUUCUGGUUGGUGCAAGUGCCCCAGAAACAAUAGCCGACAGCCACAUCGGACGUUCAGCUUCCGAAAAAUAUUCAAAAACCGGAACACUUACUUCUGGGUUUUCGGCGUUUGGGAACCAAGGCGUUUGAGUACCAAGGCACCACUAUAUUUGUGCAUUUCUUUGACUGAAUCUUUAUUGAGAAGCUGCUGAUACACCUGUCAAUAAUAACCAUCGCCUGUGAAAAUGGUCCUGCGGUGCUGAAUUGUGGGUUCUCUAGUGCGUGUUUUGUUUGGCUUUGGCAUAUUCUUCUUUGCAGUGCCGUUGUAACGGAGACUUUGCCCACGUUGUGCCCUCCAGGGGUCUUGGACUACGGCUUCCACCAGCCCCAGUCGGAACAGCACCCCAGAGCCCAGCUGCCACUCUUUUCCCCGCCUCGGGGGUGAUACCCACUGGGUGAGUGGCACUUGGUUUGACCUAUCUUAUACAGUUUCUCUCCACAGGGAAAGCGGCAGUCGCUAGUGCGGAGCCUGAGGAGAGGGCCGCGGGCGCCGUGUCAGCGGCCCAGAGCCCCAGUGCCCCCAAGAAGGGCCACUCCCUCUCCAAGGCGAAGUCCCCGGGCCCCGUGCGCAGCCUCUCGAUGAAGAUGAAGAAGCUUCCGGAACUGAGGCGGAAGCUGAGCCUGCGCAGCUCCCGGACCAGAGAGGCGGACGGAGGCCCCUCUCCCAAGGAGUCGGGCAACGUGAUUAGCCGCUACCACCUCGACAGCAGCGUGGCUUCCCGGCAGACCCUGGCGCGGGCCAAGGCCGCCAGCAAAGGGGGCUACCUGAGCGACGGAGACUCCCCAGACCUCCUGGCGAAGCCUGAGGCCUGCCUGGGUCUCGAAGGGGGGUCCUUCCGACCGUACAGCUUCGCCGAGCAGCCUGGCUGCCUCCAGCACCUGUCCGGCCUGGUCAGCAUCCACCUUCUGGGGGUGCAGGACUUCAGGCCCCCCAAGGCUGAAGCGAAGGAGGUCUUCUGUGUCCUACAGGUGGACUCGGUCAACAAGGCCCGCACGGCCCUUCUGCCUUGCCAAGCAGCCUUCCUCAGUCUCAACCAUUCCUUCCAGCUGGAGCUUGAGGACGCCCAGCUCCUCAAAGUCGUGGUCUUCUCGUGUGACCCUGCGGCGGGCAAGAACCGAGUCUGCUGCCACGGCUCCAUCCUUCUGCCCCAUGUUUUCCAAGGUGAUUUAUUAUCUUCUCCCACCCCCCCACCAUUGAAAACCCAGCCUUUUUUCUCCAAGGAGCUCAAAGUGGCUUGUGUGGUUCUUCCCUCUCCUUAUUUAACUCCCACAACAACCCUGUGAGGUAGGUCAGGCAGAGAGGCAGUGACUUUAUUAUUAUUCUUUAUAAUCACACUUUCCUCCAGGGAUGUCAAAUAACUUACCAAAAAUAAAAAUAAAAAUCAUUCAGUUAAAAAUCUAGCUAUAACAUACUGGGAGGCAGUGACUGGUUCAGGUUCACCCAGAGAGUUUCAUGGCUGAGUUUCUAGCAUUCUAACCACUACAUCGCAAUGGUUCUUUCUGUUUAGGGAAGUCUUUAAUUUUUGAUGUUUUAUCAUGUUUUUAAUAUUCUGUUGGGAGCUGCCCAGAGUAGCUGAGGAAACCUGGCCUGAUGGGCUGGUAUAAAUAAAUAAAUUAUUAUUAUUAUUAUUAUUAUUAAGCAGCAGGUGGAUAAGUCUGUUUCUAGGGGGGCAAGCAGAGAGGUUUGAGGGAAGUAAAGGUACUAUUAUUAAUUAUUAUUAUUAUUAUUAUUAUUCUAGUAUUAAUAUAUCACAGUGGUAAUAUAUUAAGGUACCACUGUAUUAUUACUUGCACCUCCCUGGGCAUUGAUAUACUGCAGAACAGAAUCCUCUCCAAAGGCCAUCAAAAUAAUUCCUGCAAAUAACUCUCCAUUGUAUUUUCAACAGUGACAGCAUACCCCCCCCCCCCAAAAAAAGGACAAUAACAAAAUAACAAAAUUCAGGGCUAGAUUGAAGUGGAAUGGUGGGGACUGUGUCCCUUUCUCCUGAACUUUCCUGAGAACAGGAGGACAGUAUAGAUUUAGAACAGUGGUUUGCAGAAGGGCAUAGUUCAAAGGCUGUGGAGGGGAGAAGCUGGGAAAUAUUGGGAGAGGAACAGCAGGAAGAAGAAGCAGCAGCACCAGGGGAGAGACAGCUGACAGACUCAGUGUCUUUGGAAAGCAUUCCUGACCUCCCUUCUCCCAGGACCAGGCGUGCAUUGAGAGUAGUAGAACAAAAAGCUCAGAGGCAGAAAGCUCAGAACAGCCGGUACAGGGAUGACACAGAAUGGGAGAGAUGGAGGGGGUGGGACUUGUAAGAGAGACUGCAUUCCUUCUCCUCUCUCUGUGAAUAUUAAAUAAUGUACUUGGUAAGAACUCUUCUUGUUUAUCUGCUUCCUGGCUGCCACUGUGGGAGGGAUAGGAUUCCCCGAAGCCUGACAUCUUGGCUCUGGGGCUUGGGGAAGAGUGGAUUUGAACUGGUGAAGCCAGACCAGGUAAUGUGUUGCCCCUGUAUGUGGGCUGAUAUCCCCUUAUUGGCCAGAGGGGAUGAAUAGCCUGGGUCACAGAAGUAAUAAAAUAAUAAUAAUAAUAAUAAUAAUAAUAAUUUAUUAUUUAUACCCUGCCCAUCUGGCUGGGUUUCCCCAGACACUCUGGGCGGCUUCCAACAAAACACUAAAAUACAAUAACCUAGUAAACAUUAAAAGCUUCCCUAAACAGGGCUGCCUUCAGAUGUCUUCUAAAAGUUUGGUAGUUUAUUUCCUUGACAUCUGAUGGGAGGGCAUUCCACAGGGCAGGCACCACUACCGAGAAGGCCCUCUGCCUGGUUCCCUGUAACUUGGCUUCUCGUAGCGAGGGAACCGCCAGAAGGCCCUCAGCGCUGGACGUUUGGGCCAAACAUGACCUGGUUUGGGGGUGGGGGGAGUGGUGGCUAAUUCUGUGACAGAAGGGGUGGGUGAGGACAGAUCUAGAUGUGAUCACAGACCCUGUUUUCUGUCCAAAGUGCUGAAGUGCCCGGACAGGCCUCUUCCAUGGUUGUCACUUGACAAAGACAGAUGUCACCGGAGCUGGCCUGAUAGUGUGGCUUUGCCAAGGGGAAGGGCGUGGGGUGGAGUUGAGGGACCAGGCCAUCCUCACAGCAUCUCUCUCGGCUGCCCCUCCUUCCAGGUUGCAGGAGCCAACAGCUUGCCAUGCAGCUGGAGCCACAGGGCCUCCUCUACAUCAAGCUCACCCUGGUAGACCAGUGGGAUCCAGCCAGCAACCAACAGGAGCCCCAAGUCUUCGGAGUGAAGCUGAGCCAGCUGGUGGAGAGGGAAGGGGCUGCCAUCAAAGUGCCAUUGCUGAUCCAGAAGUGUGUUGCCCAGAUUGAGAAGCGGGGAUUAAAGGUAAAUGCCCUCUCUCUAUCUCUCUUUCUCUCCAUCCACCCAUCUCCACUCGACCUAGGCUCUUCCCAGAAGGCAUAGCAUGGGCCAUUAAGGGGGUGAAACUUAAUCACUGCAAAUUUUUGUCAGUGAGGAGUCUUAAAAACACGUUUUUGGGUGUAAGGAAAUCAAAUCUGCUAUUAUUUUUGUGAUUGGACAACAUUUAGCUUGGUAGGUCUACAUUUGAUUAAGAAGCAGAUAAACUGCUCUUGGAAAGGAUUUUGAUUUUACUUUCUGAAAGUGCCAGGUAAUGUAAAAUACAGUAUGAUUUAUAAAUAAUACUAAUACUAAUAUAAAAUAUAACUCCAAGUAUUGGGCAAUUUUAAUGAUUUCUGUGUACAGUUGUACCUUGGGAGUGGGGGUGUAUAAGAUUGUGCAUGGAGAAAAUGGACAGGGAGGGUUUUUUUCUCCCUCUUUUCUAAUACAGUCAUACCUUGGAAGUCGAACGGAAUCCAUUUCAGAAGUCCGUUCAACUUCCAAAACGUUCGGAAACCAAAGCAUGGCUUUUGACUGGCUGCAGGAGCUUCCUGCAGCCAUUCGGAAGCUGUGGAAGCCCUGUCUGACGUUUGGCUUCCAAAAAUAAUUCACAAACCAGAACAGUCACUUCUGGGUUUGUGGCUUUCAGGAGUCAAAACGCUCGGGAACUAAGCUGUUUGAAAUCCAAGGUACGACUGUACUUCGAUACACAUUUUGUUGACCAAAUGAAACUAAACUGAUUUAACCAAAAUAUCUUUUGGAUUCCCAAGUCACGUUACAACUUGUUAGCACCCUUCACAUUUGGAAUUUGAAGGAUGAAAAACUCAGCAUGCCCUAAUGCACUACUGAACCUGCCAGGGAAAUGCCUUAAGCCAAUGGGCCUCAGGUUUCGGGCCAGACCUCCUCCCUCUCUCCCAGGUUUUCCUGCAGCCAGGUCACCCGGUCUAUGGAACAGCCCUCUGGAGAGGGGGCCCUUUUGCCCAAGUGACCAGCUGUGUCCUGCUUGUAGGUUGUGGGCUUGUAUCGCUUGUGCGGCUCGGCGGCGGUGAAAAAGGAGUUGCGUGAUGCUUUUGAGCGGGACAGCACUGCCGUGGUUCUCUCAGAGGACCUCUAUCCAGACAUCAAUGUCAUUACAGGUCAGUGGGCUUGACCCCCAGCUUCGUACUCUUCCCUGUGGACUCUGGCUGCUCCGCGGAGUCUUUGGGGACAGGUAGAGACACAUCUAUGCAGCUGUGCUUCCUGUCUGCUCCUGGCUGGAGAUACUGACAGGCACUCCUGGUUUUAUACUGCUUCCAAAGUCAAUACUGGUCCUUUAUCCACAAAAUUGCCUUGCUCCCUAUUUGCAUGCAUUUUGACUUAUGAGAGGCAGGUGUUUUUGAAGGGACAAUGAGGGGGUCCUCCAGGGCAUCGCAGUUCUCUGCAGCCCUUAAUACUUCUGACCAAACCUCAAGUGCUCAGGGCUGUGUGCAUGUGAUGUCGGAGAAGUGGCCUGUUGGCAGGCCUGGAGUAUGGCGGGGCUUUUCUGAGAAGGCAGAAUCUGCCAAUUGUUAGGAUCAUGGGAAGGGGCAUGGGGAGGCAAGCUCCAAAUCAUAGGCAUUGGAAAGCAACUCAGAGGUCAUCCAGCCCAGCCCCGAAGUGCAGGAUGCAACUGCGUCAUCCCUGACUGGUGGCCAUCCAGGCUUUGCUUAAAUGCCUCGAGCAAAUGCCUCCACCUCCUGCGGCCAUCUGCCCCCCUGUGUCAAGCAACCCUGCCCGUUUUGGGCGGUUUCUCCAUUUCUCUGACGGUUUCGCUACCCUGCCAUUUCCACCCGCUGGUUCUCCUUCCGCUUUCUGGAGCUCCAGAGAUGGUGAGGUGAGAGGUGGGGCAAAAAUCUCCCCAGCACAGGGAGAGAGGGAGAGAUGGAGAGAUUAUGAGCAGAGGGCCAGGAACUGGCAAACCCCGUGAAAAUGGGGAUGUCUUGAAACUCUCAGGGAAAUGCAUAUAUAAAAAUAGUUUUAAUAAAAAUAAAUCAAAACCGCAUCAUCCUUCUGUUUCAGUCUGGAAGAGCAGCUGUGUAGGUCUGUAGCAAAAAAGGGGUCUGGACUGGCCCCUUUCCAGCCCUCCUGCCUCCAUCACCCUCACAGUCCUCCCUCUGUGAAGGAAGCUUUUGCCUGAAAAUGUCCCUUAUGAUGAGAUAGGGCAGUUUAAGGUGUGGCAAGAACUACUCUCUCAGCACCAUGAUGACAGGAGCCAUCUCUAGUAAGGACUGAGUAUGGGAGGAGACCCGCGGUGAUGGUUAAAAGGACUGAGGUAUUUUCUCCUUUCCUCCUCCCCACUCGUCCCCACCGCCAGGAAUCUUGAAGGAUUAUUUGCGUGAGCUCCCCACACCUCUCAUCACUGACCCACUGUACCAAGUGGUCCUGGAAGCCAUGUCCAAUCGGGCGGCUGGGCAGGAGGCGAAAGAGGCGACAACGACAGCUCUCCUGGACUGCCUGCCAGAGGCCGAGAAGGUGAGGACCCCCCCCCCCCCAGGAUGGCAGCUCUUCUGAGCCCAGGCCUCUCUGCUUGUGCCAAGGGUGACACACCCAGUAGUAAAAAAAAAAAAGUAAAGGUAAAGGAUCCCUGGACGGUUAAGUCCAGUCAAAGGGUUGUGGCGCUCAUCUCGCUUUCAGGCUGAGGGAGCCGGCGUUCGUCCACAGACAGCUUUCUGGGUUAUGUGGCCAGCAGGACUAAACCGCUUCUGGCGCAACGGGACACCGCGACAGAAACCAGAGUGCAUGGAAACGCUGUUUACCUUCCCACCACAGCAGUACCUAUUUAUCUACUCUCACUGGUGUGCUUUCGAACUGCUAGGUUGGCAGGAGCAGGGACUGAGCAAUGGGAGCUCACCCUGUUGCGGGGAUUCGAACCGCCGAACUUGGGAUCGGCAAGCCCAAGGGGCUCAGUGGUUUAGACCACAGCGCCACCUGCAACCCAGUAUACCCAGUAGUGUAGUAGCCUCAACAGGCUGACCACAAUGUGGCCCUUGAAGGAGUUUUGGACUCCCCAUUGAAGGAAACGUGAUUUCCUUCCCAUCAGAACCGGGACCAUCAAAUUCCUCCCAGGUCUUUACCUGUUGUUGUCACUGCUGUUGUUUUGAAAAAAAGCAUCAUCAUCAUCAUUAUUAUUGUCGUCAUUUUUUAUACAGAAUGGUUAUUGACAUGAGCACAUGCAAAAUGUAGUAAGAGUAAUGAAUGUAAAAAAAUGCAAAUAGAAAAAUAAAAUGAGAAUACAGAGGGGAGGGGAAAACACGGAGACCACUGAGAGUGCAGUGCCACGUACAUUUAUCACAUAUAAGAAGGAAAAGGUGAGCCAAAUUAGUUCUUGCUAAAGCCUUUAUUGUGGAGCAGGGGGUUUAGUGGGCUAUGCAGAUGAGUUAACAUUGUAGAAAAACGUAUACCUAGUCGAAUAAAAGUGGUCUGUUAAGGACUCUCUGUUUUUGUGUCAAGUGUCCUGACAGUGCAACAUCCCCUACUUUUGGGAAGGAGGUGUUGGAAUUUCCAAUGGGAAGCCACUGGCAUUCUGGCUAAGCAAGUAGCAUAAACUCAAAAGAUUUGUGCAUGAUGGGCAAAUGGGUACCAGGCUCCAAGGAUCGGAACACCAGAACUAGGUCCUUGUCGUUUGUUUAAUAAAUGCAUGAACCACUCCAUUCAAAACAGUUAUCUUCCUGCAGAAGCUAGUGCCAUUUUGACGAACAUCAAAUAUCGGAGAUCUUUCUAUAUAUAGUGGUACCUUGGUUCGCAAACUUAAUCCGUUCCGGAAGUCCGUUCCAAAACCAAAGUGUUCCAAAACCAAGGCAUGCUUUCCCAUAGUAAGUCAUGCAAAAUGGAUUAAUCUGUUCCAGACUUUUAAAAACAACCCUUAAAACAACAAUUUAACAUGAAUUCUACUAUUUAAUGACACCAUGGAUCCAUAAAAUGAAAGAUAUAAUCAAUGUACUGUACUAUAAAAUAAGACAGUAUUGUAGAUGAUAAAAUUUAAAAUUACAUUUUUUUCUUAUCUGCACUGAUGAUAGUCAUUGUUUGGAUGGGGGGCUUUUAUCCAUUUCCAAAUCACACAAUCAAUCAAUCCAUCAGUAGCUGAACUGGGUUCCACACAGUCACAAAAACAAAUUAACCAAAAAAGCCUCAAAAACAAAAACGCAAAAUAAGUAGCAAAAACAAAAGCACCAAACUUAAUCUGUUCCAGAAGCCCAUUUGAGUUUCAAAAACCAAGGUGCAGCUUCUGAUUGGUGCAGGCACCCCGGAAACAAUAGCCAACAGCCACAUCAGACGUUCAGCUUCCAAAAAACGUUCAAAAACCGGAACACUUCCUGGUUUUUGGCAUUUGGGGAACCAAGGUACCACUGUACCUUGCUACACUAAAACCAUCCCAGAUGAAAAAGAGACAGGCAACUACCCCUUGCAGAACCCUUCACAAAAAGCCGCCUUGACUUCAGGGCUCACCUGAACAGUACCAAGGAGAGGCAUAACCAUAUAUCUCAGGUGAGGGAUCUUCUCCACACUGUAUCCCUGCAGCUUCAGGACCUCCUUUCCCCUUUCCCCAACCCCUCCCAAUUUAAGAUCAUUCCCUGUUUGGGUAUCGGCCUCAGACCAGCGUCUAUGAGGUUGAUCUGAAGCAAGCUGCCUCUUCUUCCAUUUUCUAGGCCACCCUGACAAUGCUGUUGGAUCACCUCAGCCAGGUUGCUGCUUUCCAUGCCUUCAACCGCAUGAACGCCCAGAACCUGGCUGUGUGUUUUGGUCCUGUGUUGCUGAGCCAGGGAGCAGCGGGGCCGGGCCCCUGUGGCCCCAGCCACCACCACCGCACCAUUGCCAGCACCAUGGACUUCAAGCACCACAUCGAAGUGUUGCAUUACCUGCUGCAGUCCUGGCCAGGUGAGUGCCAAGUGGAGAGGUUAGUGGGCAAGAGAGGGCAGGUGCCCAGGAAGGGGCUGGCUGGAGGCAUGCGGUACUCUGAGUUUCAGUGACAUGGAGGGCCCGGCACCUGCCAGCGCUCACCCUGAAGUAAUAAUAAUUUAAUAAUAACAAUACAGUCAUACCUUGGAUCUCAAACGCCUUGGCUCCUGAAGAAAUCGGCUCCCGAACAAUCGAAACCCAGAAGUGAGUGUUCUGGUUUUCGAACAAAUUUCGGAAGUCGAACGUCCGGCACGGCUUCCGUGGCUUCCAGUUGGCUGCAGGAGCUUCCGAACGUUUUGGAAGUCGAACAGACUUCCCAAACGGAUUCCGUUCGACUUCCAAGGUACGACUGUAAUGUUAUUGUUUAUAUGUCGCCCAUCUGACUGGGCUACCCCAGCCACUCUGAAACAUUAGCAGGAUUUUAAUCUCACUUGUAAUGUAACAAAUACUAUGGACAAUAUGGAUGGAUACAAAAUAUAGAUUAUGAAAUAAUAUGUAGUUGAAAAUGUUGACAGUAGGACCCAUGGGGGGGAUCUUGAGAUUCAGAGUAAUCUCUUUAUAUGGAUGUGUAUUUAGUAUGGUUAUAAAUUUAUAUUUGUGAAAUCAAAGAGAAAUAAUUAAUAAUAAUAAUAAUAAUAAUAAUAAUAAUAAUAAUAAUAGUUUGGAUUUGAUUUCCCACUUUAUCACUACCCUAAGGAGUCUCAAAGCGGCUAACAAUCUCCUUUCCCUUCUUGCCCCACAACAAACACUCUGUGAGGUGAGUGAGGCUGAGAGACUUCAGAGAAGUGUGACUAGCCCAAGGUCACCCAGCAGCUGCAUGUGGAGGAGUGGGGAAUCGAACCUGGUUCACCAGAUUACGAGUUCACUGCUCUUAAGCACUACACCACACUUGCUCUCCGAAAAUAAAAGAAACUGUAAUGGCUUCUAUAAAUCCAAGACUGUCCCUGGAAAAUAGGGAGACUUGGAGGGUCUGUGCUUCAGGCCUUAGUGAACCAGAUGCAUUGGGUUUUCUUAACUUGCUUUCCCUUUCCCUUCAGCCCCACGCAGGGUAACCGAAGAGGAGAGCGACUGCCCCCUGCCCAUCAAGCCACCCCAACGCCACUGCCGCCCUCCCUUGGACCUGCCACUGCUGCAGACCACCGUCGUGGCCCGGAGCCGCCCUCGAGGCCUGGAAAGCCCUCCCAGCAACCGCUACGCUGGGGACUGGAGUGUGUGUGAGCAGCAGUUUUUGGCGGGGCCCAGGCCGGGCGGCGACACCGACUACGACGAGGUGGCUGGCAGCGAGAGCGACAACGAAGAGGACAACGGAGAGGUGACUCUGCCGCACCACAACCGAGCCGUCUUCGUAGGGGACUUCGCCUUGGUGGAAGACCCCGAGGCUCCCUUCAGCGCGAGGCUCAACCUGAAGGACUUUGACGCCCUCAUCUUGGACCUCGAGCGAGAGCUUUCCAAGCAAAUCAAUGUCUGCCUGUGAGCCGUUCUCUCGGGGCAGAACAUUGCGAGGCCUAAGGAAGGGCCGAGUGUGCCUCUGCCGGGCCCUUUGGACAGCCAGGCUGUGACCAAGCCAAGCUCAGGCGGUUGAUCCUGCCUCCUUAUCAGUAUUCUUUUGGAUCACGGUACUUCGAACCAAGUGGUCCGUCUUUCGUUUUGUUUUCGUAUGUCUUUUCCCAAAGGGAGGUGCUUUCGCUGUGACUCUGGCUACCAGAGUGCAGUUUGUAGAGUGCUUUCAACCUCCUAAAUUCCCACCGUGAAAUUUAGUGUGAGGACAGGAAGGAAGCGUUUCUUGUUCCUGCGUGUCGGCGGUUUCGAGGAAGAGAGGAGCUGACCAAGAUGUUGUUUUCUUUGCUUGAUAACGUGGAAUCGGUAGUAUUUAAGUAGCACAUUUCCCCUCAUCAUCCAGAGCACUUCCAGCAAACCCUCGAAGGUGGGUCAGUAUUAUUACCCUCCCUUUAUUAUAGAUGGGAGACAAGUUUGUGAAGCUGUCGCUUGCCAAAGGCUAGGCUCCUCUGCGAGUUUGUGCCUGAGCUCAGGUCUGAGGGAUGCCCUUGGCAAAGUGUCCUCCAGGCCCUCUUGUGGGUGGGCUUAUCUGUCAGAGGCAGUGGUCUGGGCAGCCAAGAACUUCCAUUUCAGUUUCCCAGAAUGCCCCUGAAGGAGCAUGAAACUGGAGCUUUCUGGGAAAUCAAAACAAGAACUCGAAGCCACCUGGUUCUGAUUGGAGCACUGAAAAUAUGUUUGGGGUGGGGGGCGAAGACAGGCAUCAAUGCAGGGGAGAGCAGGGGCAUAGUUUGGAAGGGUGGGCUGCCAGGGCGAUGUCCCUUGGUGCAUUUUUUAAGAGGGGGCUGCACAUUUGGCUUCUCAUAGCCCCCUGGCAGUCCCAAGAUGGCCCCAGGGCCGUGUUGGCUGGCCAGGCUCCCCACUGUGCAGGAGGGCAGGCAGUGCAGCCCUGCUUGGCUCCGAUGGGGUGGGGGGCACUCUGGCAGCGUUGGUGGUGAGGGCUGGGCUGGCGCAGCAGGCUCCAUUCACCCUCCAUGCCACACCCCCCUGGUGAACCCCAGCCUGCUCCAGGCACCAGCAAACCACGCUAUGCUGCUGGGGGACAAGGCUGACCAGUUGGUUCAAGGGGUCUGCCUGCUGAGGCCAGGCCUAACCGUGUUCCCCUAAUUCUAAUUUACGGUUUUUAAAAUGGCUCAGCUUUUGUUUUGACUGUGGAACUGAGUGAGCAGUUCAUUUUCACUUUCUUCCUGCCUGAAAGUAGGGUUGCCAUAUUUCAAAAAGUGAAAAUCCAGACAGAAAAGUUUGCAAAAUUGGAUGCUUUUGAGCUAUUUCUGAGCAAAAGCGACACUGCUGACAUUUAGCCGAUUUCCACCCGGACAUUGCUUUGUGGCUACAGUAAUCCAGGAAAUUCCGGAUGUAUGGCAACCCUACCUGAAAAUGAAAGGCUAAACUCUAUGAAAUGCCCAAGUCUUGGGAGGAGGGGCAAGGCAGGAAACCCCAAACCCAGCUUGUUCCUCUGCCCUGGAAGACACUAAAAGUGCAAGGGCUGGGAUCCCAGUUCAUUCUCUGAAAAUUCUUGCAGCCCCGUCUGUGACAGGGGCUUCAGUGUGAUUCUCCCUCUCGUUCUGCAUUGCUGCGCAGCUGAGAUUCCCCCUCCGGUGCCAAGACCUUUCUACGGCAUCAUUAGCGCCCCCUGACUGCUAAAUUUCUGCUAAAAUGCAGAAAUAGCCUGCUGCCAAGUGGGAUGUGAGAAAAGGAGAAUUGUGCCACCUUGCCAGAAAAACAAAUAACCCUGCCCCCAUUUGCAUCAGAACAUGUACUUGCAGGAUCAGCCCACUAUCCCAUUUAGGUCAGUAUCCUGCCCUCACAGUGGCCAACGAGGACCUGAGUUACAACAUCUCAGCGACUGGCCUGUUGCCUCUGGCGGUGGAGCCAGAAUGUAGCCAUCAUGGAUGGAAGCCAUUGAUAGGCUCAUGUUGCAUUAAUUUGUCUAAUAUCCUUUGAAAGCCACCAAGGUGCGUGGGCAUCGCUACCUCCUAUGGCAACAAGCUCCACACGAUUAGCUGUUCACUAGACUUUCUUUGGUCUGUCCCGAAUCUUUCAACGGUCAGCUUCGUUGGGUAGCCAACAGCUGUACCUUGGAUCCCAAACGCCUUGCAAGUCGAACGUUUUGGCUCCUGAAUGCCGCAAACCCAGAAGUGAUUGUUCCAGUUGGUGAAUAUUCUUUGGAACCCGAACGUCCAGCACGGCUUCCCAUUGGCUGCAUGUGCUUCCUGCAGCCAAUCAGAAACCGUGCUUCGGUUUCCGAACGUUUUGGAAGGCAAACGGACUUCUGGAGCAGAUUUCUUUGACUUCAAAGGUACGACUGUAUUACAAGAGAGGGAGAACACACACCCCCAUCCAUUUUCUCCAUGCACAAUCUUAUACAACCCCACUCCCAAGUUGCAGCCUCGUGGAGGCUUUGCUCCUUCUGGUUGCCAUUUCCUGAACUUUUCCCCAGCUCUACAAUAUCUUUUCUGAAUCAUGGCAACCAGGACUUUUUACACAGUGUUUCAAGUGUGGCUGCACCUUAGGCCUUCUGUAAUGGCACGGCGAUAUUGGCAGUAUUAUAUUCAAGCCCUUUUCCAAUAAUUCCGCCCCCCCCCCCAACAUGGGAUGUGCCCCUGUGUGACAGGAAGUGUGAGUCUGACUCUACCUGAGCACACCUUUUUUGGAAGCAUCUCAGCUUCUGGCGGUCCUUUGCGGCACCGGCUGUUUGGCUAGUUCCUCUCUUUCAUAGCAGGCGGAAGUUCUCCAGUGGAGAAUGGCCGCCACUCGCUUCAUCUCAGUCCGCCAUAUUCGGCUAGGCCAAGACGCUCUUCCCAUAGGCCUGGUUAAACCUUUUAUUAUACAAGUGGGGCAAGCAUGCCAUGGGGCAAGGUGUGUCUCAGAGGGCCUAACUACAUGUGACUGAGGCAGCCCCAGCCUGUGCCCGCCUCCCCACUUGCUGAUAUGCCAAUACAGUUGGCACCUCCCUUGCCAGCAGCUGCCACAGAACUGCAGAGGGGUGUGAGAGCAGCUCAUGUGCUCCUUUGACCAAAUAACGCCAGAAGAUACGUGCCAGCAGUUUGUGUCCCCUGCAAUAGAGUUUUAGACCCUUAGGGUGCCAGGCCAUAAUCAAGCUGAGAAAUCUGAACUCCAUUUCACAAUCCCCAGAAUGCUGUGUGCGUGUGUUGGUUAUUUCCACAUCCUUUUCGGUUUCCAUCGUUUCCCCUUAAUUCUGCCUUUGCGAUGCAGUUUUCAGCUGAUAGGAGACCACGUUCUACAACUCGGGAGCGCAAAGCCAUAGCCAGCCUAAUGAAGAAAUGCGGUACGGAAGAUGUGGGCUUUUUAAAAAAAAUAUUUGUAUGUCCUUAUGGACAAUUAAAUAUCUGUGAAUGUACAAGUCUGGC
Molecule: messenger RNA, 23194 nt
Organism: Podarcis lilfordi (Lilford's wall lizard)
Lineage: Eukaryota; Metazoa; Chordata; Lepidosauria; Squamata; Lacertidae
Source: the annotation of a GenBank genome assembly